This is a messenger RNA of Cuculus canorus (common cuckoo), 2321 nucleotides long. It is a transcript of the gene CDK5R2, whose product is annotated as cyclin dependent kinase 5 regulatory subunit 2. Gene Ontology annotation, cellular component: cytoplasm; protein kinase 5 complex. Gene Ontology annotation, molecular function: cyclin-dependent protein serine/threonine kinase activator activity; protein kinase binding. The coding region runs from base 215 to 1171 and encodes 318 amino acids. The record is from RefSeq and is a predicted model, not a curated record. The transcript has a single exon. NCBI's taxonomy places the organism in Eukaryota, Metazoa, Chordata, Aves, Cuculiformes, Cuculidae. Gene Ontology annotation, biological process: brain development; activation of protein kinase activity; positive regulation of cyclin-dependent protein serine/threonine kinase activity.
CCGCGAUUGGCUGGCGGCGGGGGGGCGGGGAGCGGCGAGGCCGCGGCUGGCUGCAGCGGCGGGCCCGGAGCCCAGAGCGGGCGCGGCGGAGCAUCCUCGGGCACCGCGGCCCCGGUGCGGGCCGCCUUCCUCGCAACCUCCGGCCUCCUAUGGGCGGUGCCGGUGCCAGUGCCCGUGCCCCGGCCCCCGCAAGCCCGUCCCGCUCGGCGUUAGCAUGGGCACGGUGCUCUCGCUCUCCCCCGCCGCCUCCUCGGGCAAGGGCGGCGGCGGCGGGGGGCUGCUGGCCGACAAGGCGCCGGGCAGGCUGCCGGGCAAGGGCGAGAGCCGGCUGAAGCGCCCCAGCGUGCUCAUCUCGGCGCUCACCUGGAAGCGGCUGGUGGCCGCCUCGGCUAAGAAGAAGAAGAACACCAAGAAGGUGACGCCGAAGCCCGGUGGCGGGGCCCCGGGGGGGGCCCCAGGACAGCCCGACCCGCUGGUGGUGCAGCGCAACCGCGAGAACUUGCGCAAGUCGGUGGUGGGGCCGGCCGACGGCACCAAGCAGGGCCCGCUGGCCGUGCCGGUGCCCACCGUGCCCUCGGCGCCGCAGGAGCUGCACCCGGGCUCCGGCGGGGGAAAGCCGCCGCCACCGCCCGCCGGCAGCCGCGCUCCGGGCUCCCCGCGCAGAGUGGUGGUGCAGGCGUCCACCGGCGAGCUGCUCCGCUGCCUCGGGGACUUCGUGUGCCGCCGCUGCUACCGCCUGAAGGAGCUGAGCCCCGGCGAGCUCAUCUCCUGGUUCCGCAGCGUGGACCGCUCACUGCUGCUGCAGGGCUGGCAGGACCAGGGCUUCAUCACCCCAGCCAACCUGGUGUUCGUCUACCUGCUGUGCCGGGAAGCGCUGCGGGGCGAAGACAUCGGGACCCAGGCCGAGCUGCAGGCCGCCUUUCUUACCUGCCUCUAUCUCGCCUACUCCUACAUGGGCAACGAGAUCUCCUACCCGCUCAAGCCCUUCCUGGUGGAGGGCGACAAGGGGCGCUUUUGGGAGCGCUGCCUGGGCAUCAUCCAGCGCCUCAGCGCCAAGAUGCUGCGAAUCAACGCGGACCCGCACUACUUCACGCAACUCUUCCAGGACCUCAAGAGCGAGGGCGAGGGCGGAGACGGGUCCAAGCACUGGACGAUCAGCCUGGACCGCUAGGGAGGUACCGGGCCUCCAGUUCCGGGGUCGGAAGGGGCCGCGCACCGAGGGGUGAGGGAGGCGAAGGACUGCCGGAUCCCCCUCCCCCGCCAAUCCCCGCAUCCUUCUCGCCUUCCCCCCCAUCCCGACCAUCAGCUCCACGGAGACGCUGCCUGGACCCUCCCCGCUCCGGAUCCGGCCUCUCCCCCGCUUCCGACCCCGACUGGGGGCUGCGCUCUGGGACACCGAGACGGCGGAAAAGACCGGGGGAGGGGAGGGUCCCUCCCGCCUGCGCGAUGGAGAGGGGAGGCUGCCGAGCAGCGGAGGCUCUUGGCUGCGUUUUCUCUAGAAAAAAAGGAGGGAGGAGUGGAGCUGAGGGUCGGGGGCAGGGGGUACGGAGGGGGGUGGGGUGGUCUCCUAGGUACUGGGGGUCCCGGGCAGACGGUGCAUGCGAACGAGCUGCCCCACCCCCAGCCGCGGGAAUAGCGGUCCCGCGCGCCGCUGCCGCACCGGAGCUGUCCGCGGUGCUGGAGCUGUCCGCGGUGCUGGAGCCGCCGCGCCUGAGCAGACAAAGGCGGGCGGGCAAGGCCGGGGGAGCCGCGGCCUUUCAUGUCGUGGGCGCUGCCUCCCGACCCCCCGCGUGAGGGGUUUGCUCCCCCAUCCCCCACCCGGCAUGGGAGCCGCCCUCUUGGCCCUUUGUUUGAGCCCCUUGGGCGGGGGUUGGGGUGGGUGCACACCCCGGCUCCUCACAGGUAAUGCCCCCACCCCAUCCUCCCGGUGUGUCCCUGAAACAGGGUCCUGGUGGGGUGAGCGCCCCCUUCACCCCGCUUUUCCGCCUUGGCUUGCUGCGGGGAAAGAGGAGGCCUAGGGAGCCCAUGGGGAAGGGGCCUGCUAUUGAGGGAGGAUUGUCCCUCACCUCUUGCUUUGCUUCACUGGAGAAUAAAGAGGCGGCCUGGACAGGCCUGGUGGUGGCUCCCUGGACUUGCUGGGCUGUGGGGUGCAAGGGGACUAGGGGGCACCCCAAGCUCUCAGUUGUACUCCCUGUCCUCCCCAAGAGGGAUUGGUUGGGGUCAGGUCCACAGAGGUGUUUUUACUCCCCAAUAUGAGUUGGGGGUCAGAAUUUCAGCCCUUUGUUGUGCCCAAGGCCAGUUCUAGUCCACCUAAGUGCCCC